GGUGUGUUGUGUGUGAGCGUGAAAAUGGACAAGAAAAGUGCAAUCCGGAGAGCCAAGAGGCCUUCAAAAGUAUUGGAGGAAAAUUAUUGGGACUGCAGUGUUUGUACCUAUAGGAACAACGCUGAGGCCUUCAAAUGCUCUAUGUGCGAUGUCAGAAAAGGCACUUCAACCCGCAAACCACGCCUUAAUCCGGCCUUAGUGGCUGCCCAGGCAGCGGGCACGGCAACCAGCUCGCAGAAACGACCGCGCUCCGCCAACUCGCUCAAAAAGAAGCGUCGCCACCCACCCAGACUAAGUAAUGUUGAUCGCAGCUCAGCGCAGACCAGAGAAGUAACAGUAAGCGGAGUGACAGUGGUAAUAACAGAAUAUAAGCCGAAGAAGUCGGUUUCCACCAGCUCGAGUGAUGUAGAGUCGUCAAACGACGCACGUCCCUGAUCUCCCGCCACCCCAGGCGCGGCCGCGGACCCGGCCGUGCCUGGCACUUCGGGCAUGUCCCACAAUGUCAGGUCCACCUCGCCUAAACCGUCUUCUUCGUCUUAAAUCCGAAGAAAAUCUUAGGUUAUAUCACUGAUAUUUGACCGUUGGCGUUUAGCUAUAGAACACUAAUUGCGCUUAUAAGGCAACUUUAUACCUGUUAGAUACCAUCGCAGUGUUCUAGUUGUCCUAUGUCGUCAUCUACGAUCAAAUAUCGUUUUUUUGAUAUGUCCUACAGUGAUGGAAAUUAGACAUGUUUUCCACUGUGAUCAAAGGUGGUAUAACUAAAAAAGUGCGUUGUAGUUGCUUUCGCUAACAAUUACUAAAAACUUUUCGCUGUAUCACUUUAGUAAAAACUGGAAAACACGUCCAAAGUAGCUGUUCCCAAUUAUUUAUUAGGUUUUUCUUUUAAUUUAUGGCAAAUCAAAAAAUUUGACAUUCGUAAGAUAACAACUUUCAUCAGGGAAGAAAACAUAGUCUAUAAUAGUCAAACCAACUUUUUGAUGUAUAAUAUGUGGUUAUCAGGGUUACGGAGUGUAAUAUAUAAAGUUGCAUGGUAUUUGACGAGGUCAAGUCUCUUACGUUUUAUUUAAGCCAGAAUAAAUGUUGAAGUUGUAUGUUAAUCUCGAAAGAUAAUCGAUUGGGAACAGCUGUAUUGUACGGCGAGGAAAAUACUACUCAUGUUAAAGACUAUUCCAAUCUUAUUUUUAUUAGAUAAAAUGUGGUCAUUGGGAAACUUUGCUAACCUAAAAUUUUGUUACUUAGAAAAAACUUUUUUUCGCUUCGUCUUUGUUAUGUUUGUAUAAAAAUCACCUUAUUAUAUUUGUUUCAGUUGCAAUAGUGAUAAGAAAUGUAUUCUUUUCAAAAGAAAAAAAUACUGUUCAUGAAUUUCAAACUAAAACCAUUUAACUUUGAGUCUAACUACGAUAUAAGAAUGAAAUUAGUAAGGAAAUGUAAUUGUAUAUUGGAAAUGUUAAGACCAGCUGGUCACUGCCAAACGAUUAAAGUAGUUAUUUGGCGGUUUGCGAAUGUCGCGUCGACUAUUGGAUAUGUCGAACGAGCCGUAGUAAUAUGGGGCCAUCGAUGCUAUGACGGUCACAGUGAAAGUAUUUAUAAUAGAAUAUAUUGCAUAAAUAAAUAGCAAAAUUCUUGUGAUCGUUUCUAUAUAAAUAGUCUUUGUAAAAGGACAUUUGCUGGCCUACAUAUUGACUCACAGUUAAAAAAAAGAAUUGCGAAAGUGCCGCAGAUUAAUGUUUAUUCUAUUCUGUCAUCGCAUUUUUUUUUGUCAGCUACAUUGUACAUCAGUUAACCUCCAGUAUUAAUAGGAAAAGUAAGACUUCAAGUGUUUCCUAUUUCAAAUUAAAUUCAGUUAUAAGAUUUCAACAAUGUUAUUCCAAUAAUAAC
This is a messenger RNA of Hyposmocoma kahamanoa, 1878 nucleotides long. It is a transcript of the gene RYBP, whose product is annotated as YY1-associated factor 2. Gene Ontology annotation, molecular function: DNA binding; transcription coregulator activity. The transcript has 3 exons. Lineage: Eukaryota; Metazoa; Arthropoda; Insecta; Lepidoptera; Cosmopterigidae. The record is from RefSeq and is a predicted model, not a curated record. Bases 25 to 435 code for a protein of 136 amino acids. Gene Ontology annotation, biological process: positive regulation of DNA-templated transcription. Gene Ontology annotation, cellular component: nucleus.